GAUUUUUUGAAGAAAAGCCCAGGCCCAUAGGGAGCUCAGCACUUCUACAUGAAUUAGCAAUCAAGAAAAUGCUCCAAAGACAUGAGCACAGGUCAGUCUGAUGGUGGCAGUUUUUCAGUUGAUCCCCUGGAACUGGAGUUACAGACAGUUGUGACCUGCCAUGUUGGGUCCUGGGAAUUGAACCUCAGUCCUCUGGAAGAGCAGCACCGCUUGGAACAAGAGGCUGAGAAGAGGAUAGUAAUCUUGGCAGAGAGAGCCCACCAUGAAGCUGUGGUACAGUUGAAUUCUGCUGGAAGAAAUGUUUUUAAAGAGAAUGUUUAUCUUCACAAGGCGCUUACAUACCACUUGAAGGAAGCUGAAGCUCGGCAGAAAAGCUCUAAGAAGUUACAAGAAAGUCAUUCCUGCCUUUUACAACAAAAGGAAAUCAAUGAGCUGUUGAUAAAGGAAAAGAUUAUGCAACUCACCCAGCAGAAAUCACAAAUCCAAACUCUUCAGAAGAAGGUGAUAAGCUUGGAGAAUGCUCUGACUUUUAUGACUACAGAGUUUGAGGCUGAAGUUUUGAAACUGCAGCAAAAGUCAAUAAUAGAGAAUGAAGCAGGUCGGAUAGAAAUCGACAAGCUGCAGCAACUUCUUCAGAUGAAGGACAGGGAAAUGAAUCGAAUGAAGAAGCUGGCUAAGAACAUACUGGAUGAGAGAACAGAAGUGGAACAGUUCUUUCUAGAUGCUCUGUACCAAGUGAAACAACAGAUUCUGUUCAACAGGAAACAUUAUAAGCAGAUUGCACAAGCUGCUUUCAAUUUAAAAAUGAGAGCAGCAGGUUCGGGAAAAACAGAAUACCCCAAAAUCAGGACCUUUGCUGGCAAAGAACACAGUACCAAUAGUGUGACUCAGGAUCUCAUGGAGGCUGAAAAAUGGCCAACUAAUCUAAAAAAUGUGGAUAUUGGAGAUUUGACCUGGGAGCAAAAGGAAAAAGUCUUAAGAUUGCUCUUUGCAAAAAUGAAUGGUUUUGCUGCUAGGUAA
This is a messenger RNA of Psammomys obesus (fat sand rat), 1020 nucleotides long. It is a transcript of the gene Bbof1, whose product is annotated as basal body orientation factor 1. The record is from RefSeq and is a predicted model, not a curated record. Bases 82 to 1020 code for a protein of 312 amino acids. The transcript has 6 exons. NCBI's taxonomy places the organism in Eukaryota, Metazoa, Chordata, Mammalia, Rodentia, Muridae.